Molecule: messenger RNA, 2344 nt
Organism: Asparagus officinalis (garden asparagus)
Lineage: Eukaryota; Viridiplantae; Streptophyta; Magnoliopsida; Asparagales; Asparagaceae
Product: lysine-specific histone demethylase 1 homolog 2
Exons: 2
Molecular function (GO): oxidoreductase activity; protein binding
Source: RefSeq, a predicted model, not a curated record
CCGCCAUCAGACAAGAAGAAGCGCCUCAAAACCCUAGAAUCCCUCCAAAAGGAAACCAAGACCGAAGCCCUAAUCGCCCUCUCGCUGGGGUUUCCCAUCGACGCCCUCCUCCCUUCAGAGUCCAUCCCCGACCCCUUCACCCAGAACGAUUACAUCGUUGUCCGCAAUCACGUGCUCGCCACGUGGCGCUCUAAUGUGAGGUCUUUCCUCUCGAAAUCCCACCUCAAAGAGACGAUCGCUGCCGAGUAUGAUCCUUUGCUGUCUGCUGCUUACUCAUUUCUCUACGAGAAUGGGUAUAUCAACUUUGGGGUUUCGCCGGCGAUCAAGUCGCAGUUUCCAGAGAGUUUCGAUAAGGGUUCGGUGGUAAUUGUGGGUUCCGGGUUAUCGGGUCUCGCGGCGGCGAGGCAAUUGAUGGGUUUCGGGUUCAAAGUUUUGAUCUUGGAGGGGAGGAAGCGGCCUGGGGGGAGAGUUUACACAUCGAAAAUGGGGGAGAAGGGGAAAUUUGCGGCGGUAGGGGGGAGCGUGAUAACGGGUACUCAUGCGAACCCAUUAGGGGUUUUGGCGAGGCAGCUGGGGAUUCCUCUUCACAAGAUUAGAGACAAGUGCCCUCUUUACAAGGCAAGCGGUGAAAAUGUGGACGAGAAAUUGGAUGCUGAGGUUGAUCUAUUGUUUAAUAAGCUUCUUGAGCAGGCGGCAAAGCUAAGGGAGGUUUUAGGAAAUGUCUCUGAAGGUGUCUCGCUUGAAACCGCAAUUGAGAGGAUUAGGAAAUUGUAUGGGGUGGCGAGAAGUGAGGAAGAGAGGGAACUUUUCGAUUGGCACCUUGCAAAUUUGGAAUAUGCGAAUGCAGGGUGCCUUUCUGAUCUCUCAUGGGCACAUUGGGAUCAAGAUGAUCCUUAUGAGAUGGAUGGGGAUCAUUGCUUUCUCGCUGGUGGAAAUUGGAGGUUGAUCAAUGCGUUGUGUGAGGAUGUACCUAUUUUGUAUGGUAAGAAGGUUACAAUGAUUGAAUAUGGGAAGUUGGGGGUGGAGGUCUCGGUUGAAGGAGGGCAAGUUUUCCAUGCAGAUAUGGUGCUUUGCACGGUACCGCUUGGGGUUUUGAAGGGUGGGAGUAUCAAGUUUGAUCCGGAAUUGCCCAGUAGAAAGGUGGAGGCUAUUGAGAGCUUAGGGUUUGGGUUGUUGAACAAGGUGGCAAUGGUUUUUCCUCGUGUGUUUUGGGAGGAGGAUCUUGAUACUUUUGGUUGUCUUAACAAGGAUAGGAGCAAGCGUGGGGAGUUCUUUCUGUUCUAUAGCUAUCACACUGUUUCUGGAGGGGCUGUUCUCAUUGCAUUGGUAGCGGGAGAAGCCGCGCUAACAUUUGAACGCAUGGAUCCGGUUUCUAUACUUCAUCGUGUUCUUGAAGUUCUUAGAGAUAUAUAUAACCCGAGAGGUAUCAUGGUGCCUGAUCCAAUCCAGACAGUUUGUACUAAAUGGGGAAGUGAUCCCCUUUCUCGGGGGUCCUACUCCCAUGUCAGAGUCGGUUCAUCAGGUAAGGACUAUGAUAUUCUUGCCGAAAACAUCGGAGGACGACUCUUUUUUGCAGGGGAAGCCACAACUAGACAAUAUCCUGCAACUAUGCAUGGUGCUUUUCUGAGUGGAUUAAGAGAAGCUGCCUCCAUUCUUCAUGCUUCAAGAAGUAGGGCCAAUGGAAACAAUGACCCCAAGAAGUGCCUGCAGAAGAAUUUAAAACAGUGCACCGAUAUUCUCAUUAACUUAUUUAAAGAGCCAGAUGUCGCUUUCAGAAAUAUCUCGUUUGUAUUUAAUCCAUUUAAAGCAACGGAUCCUACGACGAUGGGACUCCUAAGAGUUACUAUUGAGAAUUCCAGGAAAGAUGAUGAGUUCAAGGACAGACAACAACCGUCAGAUCCACACUGUCAAGCUUUGCAUCUCUAUGCAAUCUUAUCUCGUCAGCAGGCGGACCAAAUGCAACUGGUUAGUGAUGAUGAUUCAAUAAAAUUAGCAAUGCUAUCGAAAAAAUUUGGUAUAAAAUUAAUGGGGUGUGAUAGUACAUGUGUUAUAGGAAACUCCUUGAUUAUUAGCAUUUCUAGUGCAAGAAGGGUUCGGAAUAGGCAAUACCGACCAAUGCAUCAUAAAGUGCAACUCCGAUGAUGUAUUUGCCUGCACCCAUUUUCUUACCAUCAAAGUGUCUUAGGUUUCAAAUGAAGUGAAUAGUAUAUAUUAACUGUAGGCAAAUUUUGGAUUGGGUGAAGAUGCCCCUUGUUUUUUGUUGUUUACCUUGUAGUAUAAUUGUACACCAAAAUUGCAGAUCCAUUCUUUGAAUUAGUAUGAGCAAGGGGAGUUUUUUAACGCA